AUGUUAAACAUAUCUAAUAAUACAUUAAAUCAAUUUUAUUAUCAGUAUAUUAUUAUACGUUGUUUAAGUAUAUAUGCACUUAUACUUGUUAUCGUUGGAACAGUAGGAAAUUUAUUAACAAUAUUUAUCUUGUGUCGAAAAAAUUUAAGACGUUAUGUUACAAUGAGAUAUUUAAUUGCUGUUAGUGUAUGUGAUAUAAUAUCGUUAUAUGGAUGGAAUUUAAAUAAUUUUUAUAAAUUUACAAUUAGUUCAAAUAAUGAUAAUUUAGAAGAACUAUCAUUAGUACACUGUCGAAUUAUGUCAUAUAUGACAUUUGUUGGUUUACAAUUAUCAAGUUGGUGUUUAACAGCUGUGAGUAUUGAUCGCUGUUUAAGUCUAUAUUUCUUAACAUGGAAACAAAGUUAUGGAAAAUUAAGUCGUACAAAAUAUCAUAUUGGAAUAUUGACUGUUAUCUGUUUACUUCUUAAUUCUCAUAUACUUAUUUUUAAUGGAUAUCGAAUUGAUUCUCCUAAUUUUACUAUUAAAUGUUAUGUUACACGAACAAAUCCAUAUUAUAUAUUUCCUAUAUGGGAACGUGUUCAUCUUGUUGUUUAUAAUUUAUGGCCAUUUUCUAUGAUGUGUUUAUGUAAUACAUAUAUUAUCUAUGCAACUGUUCGUUCAGCUCGUAUACGUAUACCAACUACUAAUCAAUUUUCUCGUCAUCGACAAUUAUCAAUAAUGUUAAUAUUAGUUACAUUUGCUUUUGUCUUAUUAACAUUACCAUCAUGUAUUUAUUUUGUAUUUUUUCGUCAUCGAAUGUCAACUAGUGAAAAUUUACGUACUUAUCGUUAUAUGGUACAAAUAUCUUUAGG
Adineta steineri is the source of this 851-nucleotide messenger RNA. The record is from the annotation of a GenBank genome assembly. Lineage: Eukaryota; Metazoa; Rotifera; Eurotatoria; Adinetida; Adinetidae.